AUGAAAGGUUGUCUUUGUAAAAUGACUAUCGACAGCUUGGACUCAGUUGUUCAUAUUAUCAGUCAACAUGUUGCGUUAUGCACAGAUAUAACUGAAAACAAUGUUUUGUUUUCAGGAAUAAUCGACAUCACCAAGAAGAGGCUUUCUAAACAAAUUAAAAAAGCCCUUGUUGAGGUGGAUCUUUGGAAAUCAGUUUCUAAACAACAACUGUGUAAAUUGCUAUGGGAUAAAAGAAUAAUUCAGGACUUGAGAAACUUUAUACGACAAAGACUCAUAUUAAAAGUUAUUCCACCAUACCCCUCUGAUCUUGAAGAAAAAUAUCUUUUGGAUUUUGAG
Molecule: messenger RNA, 336 nt
Organism: Entrophospora sp. SA101
Lineage: Eukaryota; Fungi; Glomeromycota; Glomeromycetes; Entrophosporales; Entrophosporaceae
Source: the annotation of a GenBank genome assembly